AUCAUUCAAUUUUUCCUGAUCUUAAUAAAAAUUUAAUUAAACGUUCAAAAGAAUUAUCAAAUAAAAUAAAUAUUACAACUAAUGAACUUUUUUAUUUAUCAAUUCUUGUUCCAACUAGACAUCAAAAAUGUUCAUUUGCUCCCGAACAAAUAACAACAGAUUUAAUUUGUCAACGAAUUAAUUCUCAAUUUCGUUUAUCACCAAAUAUAAAAUUUUAUUUACAAUCAAUCAUUAAUUCACUUAUAUGUUCAUUCAAUCAUGAAAUAAAUUUAUUAAAAUUAGAAUUAAAUAUAAAAACAAAACAAUUAUCAUUUUAUCGUCAUUCAUUAACUAAUAUUCAUUGUCAAUAUAUACAGAAUUUGAUUCAAAUUUUAUCAACUGGACAACAAUCAUUUAAUAAACAAUUACAAAUACAAUUUUAUGAACCAUUAGUAAAUAUAAUCAAUGAUUUUAAUCGUAUGAAUAAUGAAAAAACAGAU
This is a messenger RNA of Rotaria sordida, 479 nucleotides long. NCBI's taxonomy places the organism in Eukaryota, Metazoa, Rotifera, Eurotatoria, Philodinida, Philodinidae. The record is from the annotation of a GenBank genome assembly.